AUGGAUGAAGCAAGAGAGGAUAAGGUGUAUGUCGCGAAAAUCUGUGAACAGGCUGAGCGUUAUGAUGAGAUGGUUAAAGCUAUGAUUGAAGUAGCCAAGAUGAGUGAAGGUGAACUGACAGUUGAAGAACGAAAUCUCCUUUCUGUUGCCUUCAAAAAUGUUAUUGGAGCUCGCAGAUCCUCCUGGCGAAUACUUAAUUCUAUUGAAUCUAAGGAGGAGGCCAAAGGAUCUGUUAACCUGGAAAUAAUCAAGCUUUGUCAAAGUAACGUUGAAAAGGAAUUGAACGAAAUAUGUACAAGUAUUUUAAACCUGCUGGAUGAAUAUUUGUUACCGAAAGCUACAUCGAAAGAGUCACUAGUUUUCCUGCACAAGAUGAAAGGUGAUUAUCAUCGGUAUAGGGCCGAGUUUUCAGUUGGCGACGAAAGAAAGGCUGCUGCAGAAAGUAGUCUUGUUGCAUACAAAGAAGCUACACAAAUCGCUAACGAACUAGCUUGUACCCAUCCAAUUCGAUUGGGUCUUGCUCUAAACUUCUCUGUGUUUUAUUAUGAGAUUCUCAACAACCGAGAUAGGGCUUGUCAACUAGCAAAGACUGCUUUCGACUUGGCUAUCGCCGAACUGGAUACAUUAUCUGAAGAGAGUUAUAAAGACUCAACCAUCAUUAUGCAGCUUUUGCGGGAUAAUCUUACACUUUGGACUUCAAGUACAUGUGAAGAUGAAAGGGAUAAUAUUACUGCUUCUCCAAAGGGUGAAGAAAAGUAG
This is a messenger RNA of Heterobilharzia americana, 759 nucleotides long. Lineage: Eukaryota; Metazoa; Platyhelminthes; Trematoda; Strigeidida; Schistosomatidae. The record is from the annotation of a GenBank genome assembly.